This is a messenger RNA of Cannabis sativa, 1469 nucleotides long. RefSeq names its product chorismate mutase 1, chloroplastic. NCBI's taxonomy places the organism in Eukaryota, Viridiplantae, Streptophyta, Magnoliopsida, Rosales, Cannabaceae. Bases 262 to 1239 code for a protein of 325 amino acids. Gene Ontology annotation, molecular function: chorismate mutase activity. The record is from RefSeq and is a predicted model, not a curated record. Gene Ontology annotation, biological process: chorismate metabolic process; aromatic amino acid biosynthetic process. The transcript has 6 exons. Gene Ontology annotation, cellular component: cytoplasm.
UUAACACCAACAACAACGACAACAACAAAGAAGAGAGAGAGAGAAGCAAAGCUUAGGGGGGAAGAGGCCAUUGCUAUAUAAGUCUCUCUCUCUUUCUCUUUCCCUUUGGUGGUCGUAACUCGUAAGCUCUUCUUCUCUCACUCUCACCAACCCACUUUUUCAUUUCAACUCUGUCAGCCUCACCUACCUUCAAGAACCCAUCUUCUUCUCUCUUAUUUUCAGUAUUUUUUCUAACUUCAUUUUUAUUAUUAUUUUCAACAAAUGGAGGCCAAGCUUAUAGGAGCAACUUUUCCAGCAGUAAUUAGGCCUUGUCAUGGCUCGAAUUCAAGACCCAGUUCAAUUUUUGGUCUCAAAACUUGGCAAAGUCCCAACCUUUUUCUCACUUUCAAAUCGAAAAGCUUACCCACCAAGACCCUUCAAUCCUUUCCGGCUUUUGCUAUGACCAACGGGUCUUUUGCAACAAAGGAAAGGACUGAUGAUAGUGACAACUUGACCCUUGAGGCCAUAAGAUACUCUUUGAUUAGGCAAGAGGAUAGCAUAAUAUACAGUCUUUUAGAAAGAACACAAUAUUGUUACAAUGCAGAUGCAUAUGAUCCUAGUGCUUUCUCCAUGGAUGGGUUUAAUGGAUCUCUGGUGGAAUUCAUGGUUAGAGAAACCGAAAAACUUCAUGCUCAGGUUGGCAGAUACAAGAGUCCUGAUGAGCAUCCUUUCUUUCCAAAUGAUCUACCUAAUCCAUUGUUGCCACCAAUGCAAUACCCGCAGGUUCUACACCACAGUGCAGACUCAAUCAAUAUAAAUGGCAAAGUGUGGGACAUGUACUUUAGAGAUCUCAUCCCGAGGCUGGUCAAGGAAGGCGAUGAUGGCAACUGUGGUUCCACUGCUGUUUGUGAUACAUCGUGCUUGCAGGUUCUCUCCAAGAGAAUUCACUAUGGAAAAUACGUAGCAGAGGCUAAGUUCCGAUCCUCUCCCGAGGCCUAUGAAGUUGCUAUUAAAGAACAGGACAAAGAGAAGCUUAUGGCUUUGCUAACAUACCCAACUGUUGAGGAGGCAGUGAAAAGGAGAGUAGAAAGAAAAGCGAAAACAUAUGGGCAAGAAAUGCCGGUGAACAUAGACGACAAUGGAGCCGCCGAUCCUGUUUACAAAAUAAAGCCAAGUGUAGUUGCUGAUCUGUAUGGAGAAUGGAUCAUGCCAUUGACUAAGGAAGUUCAAGUUGAAUACUUGCUAAGAAGAUUGGACUAACUAAAAGAGUAGACUUCUUCUACAAUGUAUUUCAACUGUUUUCUGAUGUAGAUAACCUAUCUAGAAGACUAGAGGUCUUUUCAGUAAUCAAAUUUCAUGGUUUACCUCACAUUGUAUGUAAGAGGAUCCUAUUACUCUUUUAAUGGUUUUCUAUUCUAUAUUGUAUCUUGGCUUGGCUUGUUUACAAAGAUUAAAGAAAAGAAAAGCUUACAUCUUUUUCUUUUGGAAAA